GUCUGUUUACGUUGCCGUGACGGCUGUGACGGCCGUGACUGAACUCGUUGCCGGCAUUAUGAACGAUGGUGUCUGUUUGGUAGGGUAGAUUAGUAGCGUUUUCGUUGUGAUUUUAGCUGAAACGGUUGUCUUGCUUUAAAAAUUUGCGAGAAGUAAUUCACAGAUAAUAAACUUCUAUACUUAAUACAUUUUUGCAUCCCGAAGAUAUAAGACCACAAAACGCAAAAAUGGAUUUUCUGGGACUGGGUUUUGGCGAUGUGAAGAGGAUGAAUAAGCGUCAGCUCUACUACCAGGUUCUGAACUUUGGUAUGAUAGUCAGCUCCGCACUGAUGAUCUGGAAGGGCUUGAUGGUUGUCACUGGCAGUGAGAGCCCCAUUGUGGUGGUACUAAGUGGAAGCAUGGAGCCUGCCUUUUACCGCGGGGACCUGCUGUUCCUCACUAACUACCAGGAGGAGCCGAUCCGCGCCGGAGAGAUCGUCGUCUUCAAGGUGGAGGGCCGCGACAUUCCCAUCGUCCAUAGAGUCCUCAAAUUACAUGAAAGAGAGAACGGCACUGUCAAAUUCCUCACUAAGGGCGACAACAACAGUGUGGACGACCGCGGCCUGUAUGCGCCCGGUCAGCUGUGGCUCACCAAACGGGACGUGGUGGGCCGAGCGCGCGGCUUCGUCCCCUACAUCGGCGUCGUCACUAUCCUCAUGAACGACUAUCCAAAGCUAAAGUACGCCGUGCUCGCCUGUCUCGGUCUAUUUGUGCUCAUCCAUCGAGAGUGAGCGACGCCCGCCGGACGGGAGGUGACGUCACACUGCCCGGCUAUGACGUCACGGUGACGUCAGCCGAGGCGGCGCGGUGCUGGGGUCGGGUGGGGACUGCGGUGAACAGCGAUCCCAGAACAGUUCUUUGAUGGUGGCACCAGUGCGCGCUCGCCACGUACAUUUUUCGAGAGAGAUGACUAUUCUCUCCGGUUGUGCAUUUAGAAUGUUGCGGGCUCUCAGACUCUGGUGCGCGGUUUUGCGGGGUGCACGCGUCUCUUUGGCCUGUAUUUGUGUUAACCCAGAAAGACACAAGAUGUGUGGACUUGA
Amphibalanus amphitrite is the source of this 1079-nucleotide messenger RNA. Its product is annotated as signal peptidase complex catalytic subunit SEC11A-like. Lineage: Eukaryota; Metazoa; Arthropoda; Thecostraca; Balanomorpha; Balanidae. The transcript is spliced from 5 exons. Gene Ontology annotation, molecular function: serine-type endopeptidase activity. Gene Ontology annotation, cellular component: membrane; signal peptidase complex. The record is from RefSeq and is a predicted model, not a curated record. The coding region runs from base 228 to 770 and encodes 180 amino acids.